Messenger RNA from Racocetra persica, 134 nucleotides. NCBI's taxonomy places the organism in Eukaryota, Fungi, Glomeromycota, Glomeromycetes, Diversisporales, Gigasporaceae. The record is from the annotation of a GenBank genome assembly.
AUUGCAUGGAAGAAGAAGAUUAUUUUCUAGGAACAAAUUGUCUUGUUCAUUAUACUCCUCCACCAUCUUACCAAACUUUCCAAAGUGCUUCUCUAUUUCCUCUUCCUUCUCGUAAAAUCUCUUCUAGAUGGUAG